This is a messenger RNA of Venustampulla echinocandica, 1494 nucleotides long. RefSeq lists its product as uncharacterized. The transcript is spliced from 2 exons. The record is from RefSeq and is a predicted model, not a curated record. Bases 1 to 1494 code for a protein of 497 amino acids. Lineage: Eukaryota; Fungi; Ascomycota; Leotiomycetes; Helotiales; Pleuroascaceae.
AUGUCAGCCUUACCUGAUUUCAAGGCUCAAGGCUCGAGUGUCGAGACGUUUUCCAACGCCAUCAACGCAAUCGCCUCUCCUGAGUGGAUCGUGAUCCAAUAUUUUGUUACUAUACACAACUUGGAAAAUGAAGGUCGAGAUCUGUUGAACAAGGAAGCAAACAAACCGAGAGUAAAGGGAGCGAUCUGGAAGCCAAAGUCUGGUAGUACUCUCAAAAACCAGCUAACGGAAGCACUGAAGAAGAACGCGCCUAAGGACUCUUUAUACAGAAGGGCUUGUAUUGAAGGGGACUCUAUAUACCCAGCGCUCAUUAUUGCUCUGAUCUGCAACGCCAGGGAUAAUGGGACAUUGAAGGCAAAGUCAAAGAAGUUGAAGUCGAAGCAAGCCCUCAAAGAGGGGGUUGAAGACGCCGCCGCCGAAGAGGUUGUAGAUGAUAUUAACAGGGAUGAUGGCAAGUCAAUGUCGAAGCUAACCCUUGAAGAAGAGCUCAAACUCUGGCCUACGAUUUUCUUCAAGGUCCUUGUCAAUCGGUUGAUGACAAUAACCGCUCCUUGCAAAAUAGGUAUAUGGAGGGAUUUUCAGGAUGAUGAGAUAAAGGAACGUAAGAUAGGUUUGACAGGACCGCAUUAUCUGAUUUGGAAAGUCACUGACGUGAAGGCAGGAGAAGGUGAAGGCGAGCGUGAAGAUGAGGAAGAAGAUGAGGACGGGUCAAUCCUUAUACUGAAGGACCUCAUCAGAAAGUUGAUGAAAAUCUUCGAGAACGAAAAUGAGUUACACUCACGCAAGCGCCCGCGAAUAGAGUCGCCUCAGCAUAGAAACCCACCAUCAACGAAAAGACAAUCACUGGACCCUGCCCAAAGGUCGAUGGAAGGUUCACAUAUACAACAUAACCCUACCCAACAGGCACAACCACAACCACAACCACAACCACAACCACAACCACAACCACAACCACAACCACAACCGCAACCGCAACCGCAACCACAACCACAACCACAACCAAAACCACAUCCACAUAGCUUACAGCGAGCAGCAAAUCUGAUCAACGAGGAGUUUGUAUUUGAGAAAUUUACUGCGUCGGGUGUAGAAUUUAACAAGUCUCUUCUUAAAUGCCUCGGCGAUAAGAAGUGCCGAGCGCAGAAAGUUGGCCCGUCACCAGAGUCACCAGUACGAGUAGAUCCAUUUGGAACGAAAGAUGGAAUACUUUUGAUAUUCCUAGGACAAACAGCCAAGAAUCUGGCGAAGCGUGCUGUGCCAGUAGCGACCUCCAGACAUCGAGGGUUCCCCUUGCCGUCCACGCAUGUCUACGAUCAUGUACAAGAGUUGAUAGAGCCAGGGGACAGUUUUGAAAUUGUGUAUUGUCAAGGAAUCGCAAUGGUCUGGAUGCCGCCGGAUUACUUUUUAGUGCUGGUGCAGAAAAGUUAUAUAGCCAUAAGGGACGACAUCAAACGAGCACGAGGGGAAAGUGUGCAAACUUGGCAGAAACCACGUUGA